Molecule: messenger RNA, 2384 nt
Organism: Ictalurus punctatus (channel catfish)
Lineage: Eukaryota; Metazoa; Chordata; Actinopteri; Siluriformes; Ictaluridae
Gene: tcf7
Product: transcription factor 7
Exons: 13
Coding region: 248-1780 (510 amino acids)
Biological process (GO): regulation of transcription by RNA polymerase II; canonical Wnt signaling pathway
Cellular component (GO): beta-catenin-TCF complex
Molecular function (GO): RNA polymerase II cis-regulatory region sequence-specific DNA binding; DNA-binding transcription factor activity, RNA polymerase II-specific
Source: RefSeq, a predicted model, not a curated record
CGCGUGGUGCCCUUUGAUGUUCGCGCUACCCGACUUGUCUUCUGCUCAAAAGCAGUAUUUGUUGCAGGCCGUGACUACAAUACUUUUCAUCCCGCCGAGGUCCUAUUUUCUCUGAUUCCUCUCAGAUAGUUAGAUCCCCUAAAUUUACAGAAAAAUUACAAAAGUUUCUAACAGGAAAGUGGAAGUAUAUUUUGUUUGUUUGGGUUUUGUUCUUGUUUUUUUUUUUUUUUUUUUAAACAAAGACAAAAUGCCACAGCUCAAUAGCGGAGGGGGAGAUGAUCUCGGAGCCAACGACGAAAUGAUUGCAUUCAAAGAUGAAGGAGAACAAGACGAGAAGAUUGAAGAGAACGCGUUCACCGAGGGGGACUUGGCCGAUCUGAAAUCGUCGCUGGUGAAUGAAUCGGAGAUCAGUCAAAACUCGCACCCACCGGUGGUCAGAACAGGACACCAGGAGGAGCAGAGAGUGUACGAGGAGAAACACAGGGAACAUCUCGAACAUCUGAACGACGUACCAAAGCCUCAAGAUGCAGGGAUGUACAAAGCAUCAACAUAUUCUGGAUACCCGUUCCUGAUGUUGCCGGAGCACUAUCAUCCCAAUGGACAAGUGUCACCAUCUGCUAACAAAGUGGCAGUGGUGCAGCAGCCUCAUGGGAUGCACCCACUUACAUCUCUUCUACCAUACAGCAAUGAACACUUCAACCCCAGUCCUUCACAUCUGACAUCAGAUAUGAGCCAAAAACCAGGUGUUCACAGACAUCAGCCCCAUGAUCUUUCAAGCUUCUAUUCCCUGCCCUCAGGAGGAGUUGGCCAAAUUACCCCAUCCAUGGGUUGGCAAAGUCAGCCUGUUUAUCCACUCUCCUCGUGUGGCUUCAGGCAGCCCUACUCCUCCAGUCUCGCCAGCAACUCCUCCUAUUCCAGGUUCUCUCACUCUCUUAUUAUGGGACCAUCUGGAAUGCACCCUACAGGAAUCCCACACCCUGCUAUAGUGCCAUCUUCAGGCAGGCAAGAGCAUGACCAGUUUGACAUUAAGCCUCAUCCAGAGUCAAAGAGAGAGAGAGAGCCUAAGAAGCCAGUCAUUAAGAAGCCUCUGAAUGCCUUCAUGCUCUAUAUGAAGGAGAUGAGGGCAAAAGUCAUUGCAGAAUGCACCUUGAAGGAGAGUGCAGCUAUCAACCAGAUACUGGGCCGCAGGUGGCAUGCUCUGACUCGUGAGGAACAGGCUAAGUACUAUGAGCUUGCCAGGAAAGAGCGGCAGCUUCACAUGCAGCUCUACCCCAGUUGGUCUGCCCGAGACAACUAUGCUGCUGCCAGUGGGAAUGCUUCUCUAUCAGUGUGCGUCCUCACAGGACCGAUCAGACCACCUCAGGGCAAAAAGAAGAGAAGAAAAAGAGACAAGCAGCAGGAUUCUGCCACAGACCCUGGCUUCCCUAAGAAAUGCCGAGCUCGUUUCGGCCUCAAUCAACAAAUGGACUGGUGUGACCCCUGCAGGAGAAAAAAGAAGUGCAUUCGCUACCUUCAAGGAGGACAGUGCGCCAGCCCCAAUUCUUCCGAUGGAAGUGCUGUAGAUUCGCCCUCCUUUCCUAUUAAUCACUUCAUACACCCAGCCUCUCCUCUAAACUGCCCCUUUCCUCUUCCCAGUGACAGCAAUCUCCAUGCUCAGACCAGAAAACACCCUUACCCUCAACACUCAACACUCAGUCCCUGCGAACACCCAAUUUUAUUCACCAGAGCGAAAACAACGAACACAAUCCACACCUCUGUGGUCCAUAUCAUCAAACAAUAAGACCCAGAAACUCUUCUGCCUUCAGUGUUUUCACUAGACACUAUAAAAAAUUUAAUGGAGACACCAGCUGCUGUGCGAAUCACAUUGCUGUCAAUUUAAUUGUAAAAAUUUUAAAAUGUCUUCAAAUGAUGGUAUUCUAUACCUAAUAUUAAAACAUUUGUUUUUGUCAUUUUUCUUAUUCAUGCUUUUCCAUUUAUUCACAAACUGCCACUUUGUGAGUGCUAUGUCUGGUAUCUUUCAUCCAAACACUCCAGUGUCAAGUAUGUUUCAAGCAACAACAAUGAAAUUGCUUCAUUUGGCUGUUUAUGUAAUUUGUCACCAAUAAAAAGUAUUGAUUCUGAAUCUAUUCAGCCAUAGAAUAAAAUGUGCAUUAGUUAUUAAGUUAUAAUGGAGAGUUAUGUUGAAUCAAUGCAGCUCCUCAAAUGACUGUGCUUGUUUAUUUCAUAUACAAUGUUCUUUGUUUCCUCUAAGUAAAUUUUUUUUUUUUUUUUUUUUUUUUUUUUUUUGAUUUAGCUAUUUUUACACAGGUGGUGAUUUGUUGUGAUUUCUUUGGUGACAUAUCCAUUUUUAAUAUAUUAAACAUUUUGAAAAUCUUUGACUUGAA